AAGUAGCAAUGAAAUCCUCAAAGCAACAAAUAGCCUCAGCCUUCUAGUUACCAAGGACGAUUGGCAGAAGUCGGUAACUGUCGUUCUGUUUCGGUGUACGCAGUCCUUCAGGUGAGCCAUUUUGAGGCAAACCGUUUACAUCCACAAAUUUGUCACAAUGAAUAACCUUCCACUGUCGAACGAUGAGCGUCCCUAUCGGAAUCAGUUGUGGCGUGAGCGAAUGCAACAGCAGCUACAACAUCAACAACAGCCCCACUACAGCCGUCCACGGGAGGUGCCAGAAGAACGCGAUUGUACCGUAAACGAGGAUGCCACCCGUCUCGGCAAACGUCCAACGUCGUCCUGCUGCCCAGAGCAUCCCAAACGCAGCCAAGGUCGUGGACGGCCUCGUCAGGAACAUCCCGCCUUUCGGCUGUCCCAUCCCAUUGGCGAUUGCAUUGAAACCGAACCCGACAUGGACGAUACGCUGUCGGAGUUUGCGGGCGGUUGGUACACGCCACGCCGCACCCGAGCAUCAACGAUGCGUCCGUCGACGUGGAAAAAAUUGAACCAAUGGCUAGACGCACACCAACAGGAGCAUCAGAACGAGGGUAUGGGCAAGGGCCGAAGCAUGACCGAGCUUCAGUACGCUGAGUACAACUCUAGCGAGGAGGAAGAGAACGAACAGCGCAAGAGGGAGGAUGUUUUGGGAAAGGAAAAACAAAACGAUUCAACACAAGAACCGGAGAAAACUCUCAAAGAACCGGCAGCCACCGAUGCUCAAUCGCAGAUGAAGGCUGAAGUGAAGGAUGACGAGACAUUGCCCAAAAAUAGAUCCAUCGGAAUUGGAUACCAAUUUCUCAAGAAUCUUAUGAUGUUGAUGCUGUAUAUUAUCAAAACACUAACUCCAGUGACGUACCCGAUCGUAACGUACCUUAAGAAACACAUCAAGACGGCCAUCGUGUACCUGUGGGUGCGUUUCUUUCAACCAUGCACAUUGCAAGGCGUUCGGGCAAGGGAAGACCCCGUUUCGAUGCUCAUUAUGGUGCUGAUGGUUCCUGUGAUCGGUCUGCUGGGGAUUGCGUACUGUGCCGUUUGCAUGCUCUAUUGGUUGCAUCGUUUGUUCCUGAUUGAACCCUGAACAUCACUAAAUCUAUGCAGUUUAUUCCGUGGGCGAAGAGAGAUUUCUUGAGAUGAUCCUAUAAGUCUGUAGGAAUGAAACCGUUUUGUAGUGAGAGUCCAAAUAAAUUAUUACUCUUCGUGGAUGGACAAACAAA
Anopheles stephensi (Asian malaria mosquito) is the source of this 1256-nucleotide messenger RNA. RefSeq lists its product as uncharacterized. The coding region runs from base 158 to 1120 and encodes 320 amino acids. NCBI's taxonomy places the organism in Eukaryota, Metazoa, Arthropoda, Insecta, Diptera, Culicidae. The transcript has 2 exons. The record is from RefSeq and is a predicted model, not a curated record.